AUGGGACGCCCCCCGCCCGCCGCGGCCUGGACCUGGAUGCUGCUGCUGCUGCCGCUGCUGCCGACGGAAACCUGGGCAGGACACUGGAGGGCGCAGGGAUCCAAAGUCCUGGAGGGCCAGGAGUGCGAACCCCACUCGCAGCCUUGGCAGAUCGCCCUGUUCCAGAGCAACAGGCUGCUUUGCGGGGGUGUCCUCAUCGAAGACAACUGGGUCAUCACUGCUGCCCACUGCAGAAAGCCGAAGUACACAGUCCGCCUGGGCGAUCACAGCCUGAAGAAUAAGGAACCGUCGGAGCAAGAUAUGGCCGUGGCCCAGUCCAUCCCGCACCCCUGCUACAACCAGAGCAGCGAGGGCCACAGCCACGACCUCAUGCUCAUUCGCCUCCAAGGCCGGGCCACCCUGGGCUCCAAAGUGAAGCCCAUCAAGCUGGCAGAUCGCUGCGCACCCGUGGGCCAGAAGUGCACCAUCUCAGGCUGGGGCACCGUGACCAGCCCGCAAGAUAAUUUUCCUGACACCCUCAACUGCGCAGAAAUUGAAAUCUUUUCCCAGAAGCAGUGUCAGGACGCCUACCCUGGGCAAGUCACAGACGGCAUGGUCUGCGCAGGGGACAGCCGUGGAGCUGACACGUGCCAGGGCGAUUCGGGGGGCCCACUGGUGUGUAAUGGCGUUCUCCAGGGCAUCACAUCCUGGGGCUCGGACCCCUGUGGGCGCCCCGAGAGACCUGGCGUCUAUACCAACAUCUGCCGCUACCUGAACUGGAUCAAGAAGACCACAGGCCGCAGGGGCUGACCUUGGAAGGAUGUCCUCAGUCAACGGCCCAAGGCUGGCUCCCUCCCUGUCUGCCUUUGGCCCUGGGGGUGGGGAGGUGGGGUUCUGUGUCCCGCGAGGUUUGCUGGAGGUCUGAGAGGACAGGACGACCUCCACGGCUUCACUGGCCAUCAUUUAUUCCCAGAAGAAUUUGGAGGAAUGGGGGGCUAAUUUCAUGGAAGUAAUGUAUUUAAGGAUUUUCAAAUACCCAAGGGGUUGUGAAAGACACUGCACAGAGUUUUUGUUUCGUUUUUCUGAGCAGCGAAAGCAUCUCGAAGCUUCGACGGGGGAGUGUCCCUCUCCCACACAUUUAACACUGCGAGGAAUGCAAGGUAGAAAUGCAAGACCUGUAACAAGGGCCUAAACAUUCGCGCGUGAAUAUCCACAAAAGCACCACCCAGGUCGACACACACGACGCAGACAGACUCCAGAUGCUUUUCUC
Messenger RNA from Talpa occidentalis (Iberian mole), 1249 nucleotides. RefSeq names its product kallikrein-8-like. The record is from RefSeq and is a predicted model, not a curated record. Bases 1 to 789 code for a protein of 262 amino acids. NCBI's taxonomy places the organism in Eukaryota, Metazoa, Chordata, Mammalia, Eulipotyphla, Talpidae. The transcript has 5 exons. Gene Ontology annotation, molecular function: serine-type endopeptidase activity. Gene Ontology annotation, biological process: neuron projection morphogenesis; memory; proteolysis.